Molecule: messenger RNA, 889 nt
Organism: Hippocampus zosterae (dwarf seahorse)
Lineage: Eukaryota; Metazoa; Chordata; Actinopteri; Syngnathiformes; Syngnathidae
Gene: qdpra
Product: quinoid dihydropteridine reductase a
Exons: 7
Coding region: 108-818 (236 amino acids)
Biological process (GO): L-phenylalanine catabolic process; tetrahydrobiopterin biosynthetic process
Cellular component (GO): cytoplasm
Molecular function (GO): NADPH binding; 6,7-dihydropteridine reductase activity; NADH binding
Source: RefSeq, a predicted model, not a curated record
UGCACCAACCUGUUGCUCGCCAAGGGAGCCGCCUCCUCUCCUCUUUCCGCUUUCCCGGUCGUUGGUCUUCCUCGGCAUACUUGCUGGCUGCUCCACCCGGCGGACGCAUGGCUGCUAACAAAGUGAUCGUUUACGGCGGAAGAGGAGCCUUGGGCUCCAAAUGUGUCCAGCAUUUCAAAUCCAAAGGAUGGUGGGUUGCCAAUAUCGACAUGGCUGCUAACGAGGAAGCUAACGAAAACAUCAUUGUGAAGUUAACGGACUCAUUCUGCGAGCAGGCUGGCCAGGUCACAUCAGACGUGGCCCAACUGCUUGGGGAACAGAAGGUAGAUGCAAUUUUGUGCGUGGCCGGCGGAUGGGCGGGAGGAAAUUGCAGUUCUAAAGACAUGUACAAGAACACAGAUCUAAUGUGGAAACAAAGCGUGUGGACCUCCACCAUCUCCAGCCACCUGGCGGCAGUGCACCUGAAGCAAGGAGGUCUGUUGACUUUAGCAGGGGCCAAAGCCGCUCUGUCAGGCACUGGAGGCAUGAUGGGCUAUGGGAUGGCCAAGGCCGCUGUGCACCAGCUAUGUCGGAGUCUGGCAAGCAAAAACAGCGGGAUGCCUACUGGGGCUGCCGCGGUGGCCAUCUUGCCAGUUACCUUGGAUACGCCAAUGAACAGGAAGUUCAUGCCCGACGCCGAUUUCGGCACAUGGACACCACUGGAAUUUGUCGCAGAAACGUUCUUCCACUGGGCCUUGGGCACCGACAGGCCGGUGUCAGGCAGCCUAAUGCAGCUGCUCACCUCCGGCGGGAAAACUCAGGCCGUGGCGGCGCCGUAGAGGGCGGACAGACAGGCCACAGUGGCGGCAUUGUCGUCGAGGGAGAAUAGAAGAUAAAGACGGGGAGGAGA